Molecule: messenger RNA, 1407 nt
Organism: Moneuplotes crassus
Lineage: Eukaryota; Ciliophora; Spirotrichea; Euplotida; Euplotidae
Source: the annotation of a GenBank genome assembly
AAAUAACAUGGAUAACCUCCAAAACUGAGAAGAAAAUAUACAUGAAGAUAUUCUUGACGAGGGUGUUGAAAGAUCAGUCUUGAUAAAUUCCCUCCAUCUUGAGACUAAGCUGUCACAGACUCCGUUCGAUCCUCAGCCUAGGAUCAAUCUACUUAGGAAGACAUUCUCCGGAUCUGGAGUUAGACAAGGCAGAGAGCUGUGUGCAAGAAUUUUUGGAUCUUCUUGAGAUGCCAAAGUUGCACUUCUUAAGAAAGUGUCUGCAAGGACUCAGCCUUCAACCAAAAAUAUUCAUAAUGAUGUCAGAGAAUUGCUACAGAAGGCCAUUAAGUUAAGGAAUUCAGAAAGCGUUGAGGUAGAGCUCGAUGUAAGCCCAAAGUUUGGAAGUAAUCAAUGCUCUGAUUCCUUCAAACAAAUGAGCAAGGAAGUGACCGUAGGAGACCUUCUCGGUCCUUUCUGAUAAUUAAUUAGUAUAUUAACAAUUCUCCUUACCUUGCUCUCUUUUGGUGUAGCAUCAUGUCUUAAUAAAUCUAGAACAAGUUAAGUCAUACUGGUUAAAACAAGAAUACAUUUUUCAGGAAAAUAGAUAUUUCAGAACUAUAAUUUCCAUAGUUUUUAUGCAGCUUUGUUUAAUUUCUACACAGAAUAAGUAAUAAUAUAAUUUUGAAUUCUCUCCUUAAAUUUUAAGUCGGGAUAUCCGAGUAAAUGCUAUUAUAAAUUAUUAUUUUUAUUCCAUGCAAGCUUCUGAUUGAAAUUCAGUCUUCGAGAUAAUAUUUGAAGGCCUAUUUUAAAGAUCAUUCCAAUCAUUAAAUUGAACUAUAAGUUAUUAAUAAUAUUCUCUCUCUUUCCAUUUUCUGUAUUUUGGAUAAAAAAUUUCUAGCUAAGAAAAUUUUCUUAAUUUUUAUUUGUAUAUUUUCUAUCGUAAGAAAAGAGGCUUACAUUCAAAUUGUGCUACAAAAAUUAAUUGCUAGUACCUUUUCAUGGGAGAUAGAUAAAAUUCCCUGAAAUUUGAUAUCUUGCCAUGUGUUAAUUCCAAUAAUUCUUUUAACACUCUUAAAUAUUGUUUAAGACGUAAAAAAUUAAGAACCAAUUUUUAGGAAAAUUCUUUAGAAGCAAUUAUUAUUCAUAGAGGUUAUAUUUUUGACACAAAUCAGAGAUCCUUCCUAUUUCAAGUGAUGAUGUCUGGUAUUCAUAAUUUUAGUGUAUUAUCAGCUUUUUGGAUACUAUACGAGUCAUAAGUUUUAAUGCCAAAUUUAAAUCCUUAUGGUUAAAAUUUAUACGAAUAAUUCUAAAAUUUCACCGAGAAAUGUUAUUCUUCUACUUCAGUAAAAUUUAUUCAGGCAAGAAGUCCUCACUUGGUGAUGCUGUCAAAGAGAUUUUUGGUUCACAGAACUGAGCUUCAGAACUUAU